CUCUUUUGGAUUAGUUUCCAUCUUGAUCACAUCUUGCAAGGUUGAAACAAUAACUAAUAGUAAAAAUGGCAGAUAAUCUCGAUGACUCACAUUUUGAAACUGGAGACUCUGGAGCCUCUGCAACUUAUCCUAUGCAAUGCUCAGCCCUACGUAAAAACGGUUUCGUAAUGUUGAAGUCUAGACCAUGUAAGAUUGUUGAAAUGUCCACAUCCAAAACUGGCAAACACGGUCAUGCUAAAGUUCACUUGGUUGGUAUUGAUAUCUUCUCUGGUAAAAAAUAUGAAGAUAUUUGUCCCUCUACACACAACAUGGAUGUACCUCACGUUAAACGUGAAGAUUAUCAGUUGACAGAUAUUUCUGAUGAUGACUAUUUAUCCCUUAUGUCUGAUAAUGGUGAAUUACGUGAAGAUUUAAAAGUUCCAGAUGGUGAAGUUGGAGCUCAAGUACGCUCAGAACAUGCUGCUGGCAAGGAUAUAUUAUGUACUGUACUGAAGUCAUGUGGUGAAGAAGUCGUUAUUGCAGUAAAAACAAAUACUGCUCUUGAUAAAUAAUAAUAGCCGGUUGUAAGACAGCGGGGUCGAGAACGCAGGCGUCAUCCUUUGUCUACUGGGGAUCCCCGCUUUUAUAUUUUAUGAAUAUAUUUAUCAUAUUGGACCAUCAGUUAUUAAACAAAUAAAGCUUAUCUAACGCCCGACGCCCUGUCAACCGGCAUCCGACGUUGAUGUGGUGUAAUUUUACAUCUAUCUGUAAUUUGUUGGCAAAAUUGCAAAGCUACAUUUUCGUUCAAUAAAUCGUAAUUUAAUUUU
Molecule: messenger RNA, 806 nt
Organism: Diabrotica balteata
Lineage: Eukaryota; Metazoa; Arthropoda; Insecta; Coleoptera; Chrysomelidae
Source: the annotation of a GenBank genome assembly